This is a messenger RNA of Antrostomus carolinensis (chuck-will's-widow), 906 nucleotides long. Its product is annotated as fibrinogen-like protein 1-like protein. The transcript has 3 exons. Bases 1 to 906 code for a protein of 301 amino acids. The record is from RefSeq and is a predicted model, not a curated record. NCBI's taxonomy places the organism in Eukaryota, Metazoa, Chordata, Aves, Caprimulgiformes, Caprimulgidae.
AUGGGCCCUGAUGAGAUGCACCUGCAAGUGCUGAGGGAGCUGGCAAUAUCAUUGCAAGGCCACUUUCAAGAAUCUAGGAUUGAUUCUGGCAACUGGGAGGUGACUGAAGACUGGAAGAAAGUAAAUGUCACUCCUGUCUUCAAGACAGCCCAGUGCCUUCGACUGCUUGCUUGCGUGCUGGUCUUGUCUGCUCCAGGCCACUCCAUGCAUAUACAAACCCCAAACAUCUUCAAGAAGUCUCCCUCCAAUGCUUUGGCAAGUGCUCUGAAGAAAACCAGUUGGCCCAAGGACUGCAGUGAGAUCCCCGGUGGCAGCCUCAGUGGCGUCUACAUCAUCCACCCCACAGGACUGCACCCCGUCAUGGUGUACUGUGAAAUGAAUGUGACAGACGGGGGCUGGACAGUCAUCCAGAGGAACCGGCAGAACACGGAGAUCACCUGGGCUGAGUCCUGGAGCACCUACAAGUACGGCUUUGGGAACAUGCACACUGACUACUGGCUGGGCACUGAGUACAUCCAUCAGAUCUCCAAGCAGAAGGUCUACCAGGUCAGGUUUGUCAUCUGGGAUGCUGCAGACAACACCAAGUUUGCAGAUUACAGCUUCUUCAGCCUGGAAGAUGAGUCCCAGGGCUACCGGCUGAGGCUGGGGGCAUACUCGGGGACAGCGGAGGAUGCCAUGGACUCAGACAAUCCCAGGAAAGUGCACAACAACAUGAAGUUCUCCACAAAGGAUCGGGAUCAGGACACUUAUGGCGGGAACUGUGCCUCCAGCUACGGGGGCGGGUGGUGGUACUCGGCGUGUUAUUCUGUACGGCUGAAUGUCAAGGGGGGUAUAACGUGGGGCAGCCUGUGCAACGGGAACUGCAAAGCUUCUGCCAUCCUCAUCAAACCAGCUCCGCACCAUUAG